Messenger RNA from Colletotrichum scovillei, 837 nucleotides. Its product is annotated as thioredoxin. NCBI's taxonomy places the organism in Eukaryota, Fungi, Ascomycota, Sordariomycetes, Glomerellales, Glomerellaceae. The coding region runs from base 212 to 733 and encodes 173 amino acids. The transcript has a single exon. The record is from RefSeq and is a predicted model, not a curated record.
UCUCACCCGCGCCCUCACUCUAGCAAGUUCAAGUGAGCCCUUCUCAUAAGACAGGCUGCUGCGUCCACAGUAUAUAAUAAACGCGUGAGAACGAAGAGAAAACGCCACGGAUCUGCCGACGACUUCAUCUCAAUUACUCUACCAUAGGUAGCCACAUCCAACUAUCAUCUCAUUUCGCAACACCAAAAACUCACAUCUUCAAGCCGCCAAAAUGGUCGUCCUCCACGCCACAACACUCACAGAGUUCACAAACCUCCUCUCAUCAAACACAUACCUCGUUGCCGAUUUCUACGCAGACUGGUGCGGCCCAUGCCACGCCAUCAAACCGAUAUACGAAUCCCUCUCAAACACUCACGGCCAGCCAGGCUCCCUCGUGUUUGUAAAAGUAAACGUCGACUCCGCCCAAGAUAUCGCCCGACGCUAUGGCGUGACGGCAAUGCCGACCUUCAUGUUCUUUGAAAACGGCCAGCCCUACAACGGCGGACGGAGCGUCAUCCGCGGCGCCGAUCCCAGGAGCUUGCAGACCACCGUCCAGGAGCUGGGUGGGCUGGCCAAGAAGAAAGCCGCCGAGGCGGCCGCACAGAAGGCUGAGGCCGAGAGGAAGAAGAAGGAAGCCGCCGCAGCCGCCGAGAAGAACGUCAAGCCUGAUGAUGGUUCCACUGUCUCUGGCGGCUACACCCUCGGCGGCAAUACAGGCCCGAGGUCGGACUGGAAAAUGUCCUUGAGGGGGUGAUUGCCGCCGUCGCGUUUCUAAUCAUUUCAAGCAGAGUCUCACGCUGCGGCUGUCGCGCCGCUACGCACAUGUGAGUUGGAGGACGGGGUGAAUCUUUUUGGUCG